UGAAAAUUACCUACCUACUCUACAAAUAGCAAGUUGUGUUUGUUCAAUACUUAACGUUUUGUCAAGGGUUUUGUUUUACUUGAUGUUCUGUUUAUUGGCUUACUAGACUAAGAAUUAUUGUAUGUACCUAGUUUUCAGAUAUUUCAGUUAUCGUCCUGAGCCAGAGAGGGCGACAAAUCUCAACCCCCCCACUGCUAUUUUCAAUCCAAUGAUACAAAUGGACCAAUAGAAAGCGUUCAAAACAGACAACAAAAUCAAACGGGAAAACGGUUGUUCUGUCUCUGUCAGUCGGUCAUCAUUAUUUUAUAACGACUUUUACAUGUGAGAGGGCUUCAGCAGCCUCUUACCGAAAAACUAUAAGAAAAAGUGAAUAUUUUUUAUCAUCGAAUUUUUUAUCGACUAGCCAAAGGAUUAAUCUAAUAGUACAACCAUCAAAGGGAGCCAGAAAAAAAUGGCCCCAACAAAAAUCUCCCAAACAAAACCAACGGCAAUAUCAACGAGAAGCAGAGCCCUAAUGACACACAAUGAAAAUGCCCCCCACAUUACCAAAGGCAUUGAUAAACUUAACAAAAUAAUUAGAGGUAAACGAAAGGCUGAUUGUUCCCCAUCGAAGGACAAAGCUUUGAAAAGAAGCGCUUUGGGAGAUCUGACAAAUAACGUGAAAAAUGUGAAAAAAAUAACAGUGCAAGCAAAAGUAUUGCCAUCGAUCAAAAUUACCUCAGUUAAAACAGUGCAAAAACCCAAACAAAAUAAUGAGAAUCUGGCACCACCUCAAGCGCCUGUGCUCAAUAAAAUAACGACCAGAGCUUCAGUGCACAACAAACAAGUGCCACACUGUCCAAACCAAACUGCUGUGAAACCUAAAGAAAAUACUGGCUUAGGAGCAAACACCAAAAAGAGACUUAGCAACGAAUUUGAGAAAAGUGAGGAAUCAUUGUAUGCAUCCGCGUUGGAAGAAAGUAACGAUUCUACAUACUUCAGUGCAAAAACAAAGCCCACAACUAGAUCGUCAAAGAGUCCAGCCGAUAACACCAUCACGAUCUUAUCUGACGAAGAAGAGAAAACGAGUAGUUUGUCUUUUGUGGCCCAACAGUUGCAGACCAAAUUGAAUUUGGGCAAUCACGAUGUGCCCCCGGGAGUAGCAGAUUAUGACAAGGAGAAUUGGGACGAUGUUCACCAGGUGUCCCAUUAUGCUAUGGAUAUUUUUAAUUAUUAUAAAGAGAAAGAGACUCAAUUUCCUGUUGGAGAUUAUAUGGAUAGGCAAGUGUGCCUUUCCAAAUGGAUGAGGUCCCUUCUGAUUGAUUGGAUGGUAGAAAUUCAAGAAAGUUUCGAGCUUAAUCAUGAAACUUUAUAUUUAGGAGUUAAGCUAGUCGAUUUGUACUUGGAUCGUGUAACGGUUUCAAAAGAAAUGCUCCAGUUGGUUGGAGCUGCUGCCAUGUUUGUAGCAAGUAAAUUUGAUGAGAGAAUCCCGCCAUUAAUUGACGAUUUUUUGUAUAUUUGCGAUGGUGCCUAUACCAGAAGAGACAUGAUCAGGAUGGAAAUUAAUUUGUUGAAAGUCGUAAAUUUCAAUUUGGGCAUUCCUAUCAGUUAUAGAUUUUUGAGGCGAUAUGCUAGGUGUGGAAAAAUUUCAAUGCCUGUGCUCACUCUAGCCAGGUACAUUCUAGAAUUUUCCCUGAUGGAAUAUGAAACCAUUUCCAUUAAGGAUUCACUUUUGGCUUCAGCUUCCUUGUAUCUGGCCUUAAAGAUGAGAAAAUUCAGUGGCUGGACGUCUACUUUGGAAUUUUAUACUAGCUAUAAGAUCAAUGAUUUCAAAAACAUAGUUGUCCUGCUUAACAGAUUGAUCAGCAAGCCGGCAAAACCUCAAUUAAUGACUGUCAGGAACAAAUACUCUCACAAAAUUUUCUUCGAAGUGGCCAAAACGCCCGCCCUUAAAGAUGAAGACCUUUUCUAAUAACAGGCUAACUCAAGUUUUUAUAAGUGAUUUUUUCAAGACAAAAAUUCUAAUUUUUUGGAUGUUUUAAUAUAUUUUUUAGUUUUAUUAAAAAAUAUUGUUAACUUUUAAGGCUAAUUGUGUGCAUUUUGUAUGAUUGUGUAUAAAUAGUUGUACUAUUAUGUAUCUAAGUGGAAGAAGUCGCGUCCUGUUUUUGAAAAUAAUGCAUGUUACAGGAACUGAUUGUUUUGAAACAAUAAUGGUUUUAUCCCAAAUUGUUGAUUCAAGGUUGGUUGACCUCUAACCUGAUUUUUUUUGAAUGUGUGUUGACCAAAUAGCUUGAGUAAUUAAUCUUGUUAUUGUUCUUAUAGCGUUUAUUUUUAAUUUCAAUUUUAGUUUUCUAAUAAACAAAUCAGUGAUGUAAUAAUGUGAAAAAAAAUUCAUUGACUAGAAAAUGGAGUUAUUGGAAUCUAAAUUUUCCACCAACCCUAUUAGUUUUAUACCCACUGCCUGCCCUGCGAUAGGGCAUUUUAUCCUUUUUCAAAAUAAAUGAGAUUUUUAUUUAAGCUCUUAAAUCUAGUGUGACUGGGCCUAAUCAAAAUUUUAUUAUAUUUUUGUUUAGUGGAUGUCUGAUGGAAUUUGCUGUCCAAUAAACUUAAAAUUUAAUGUUUACUAUGUUCAAUGAGCUCAUUUACGUUUAAUUAACUCAAUUAUUUGUCAUCCAAGUGGUAUGUAUCAGUAGGGGAGCAAGUGACAUUUUUCAAUAUCUUACUUGCUAGUCAAUUAUCUACUUAUUUUCUGUUAAAUUGAGUUACAGAUGCUCCAAAAGGGAUUGUUUAUGUUCUUGUGUUAUUAAGAGCGUUUAUAUAGAAACAACUAUGCCUCGCAUUUGUUCACUUGUUUUAUGUACUUCUUCUGAUAUACUUAGUACCCACUGGCACCUCCAUUUAUGAGAUCAGCAUCUUAAUUGAAUUCUAUUUUAUUUCUUCUCACACUGCUAAGCGCUUGAACAGCUUAACGAAAUAAAAGUGGUGCUUUUUUUAACAUAGUUUAAUGCUGAUUUAAAAGCUCACAAAAAAGCGACUGGCGAAUAGAUUUUUCUUGAAAUUAUUUGCAAGAUCUUACCAAGUUUUCUAACGACAAAGGAACAGGUAAUGUAAUAUCACACAACUUAAUUUAAAGAAAAAUUCCAAUAUAAAUGACUGGCACAUUCUUUGUUUUGACUAAUAGCUGCCCUACUGUAUUUACCUAAGAAUAUCUGUGUUUCUUUGUUAUAUUCUACUUUAGCCAUUAAAAAAUAAAGAUUUUAUUUGUGCA
Ceutorhynchus assimilis (cabbage seed weevil) is the source of this 3247-nucleotide messenger RNA. NCBI's taxonomy places the organism in Eukaryota, Metazoa, Arthropoda, Insecta, Coleoptera, Curculionidae. The record is from the annotation of a GenBank genome assembly.